This is a messenger RNA of Serpula lacrymans var. lacrymans S7.9, 1525 nucleotides long. RefSeq lists its product as uncharacterized. The record is from RefSeq and is a predicted model, not a curated record. Gene Ontology annotation, molecular function: protein binding. The transcript has 8 exons. The coding region runs from base 667 to 1470 and encodes 267 amino acids. NCBI's taxonomy places the organism in Eukaryota, Fungi, Basidiomycota, Agaricomycetes, Boletales, Serpulaceae.
AUCUUCUGUUUGGUAUGCUAAUGGCAGCAUUUUGCGGUUCUGGGGCUGAGAUGGACAAGGGCCCACAAAGGUGUUGAAUUUAAUCUAUAUCCGCCUUAGAUAUGGGCGCCUUAUUCUGGGGUUUCUAUGCAUGAACAGCGCUUUUCAACGAAUUUCAAAUUAGCGCUUUACAUUAUCCCGACCAUAAAGUGCAUGCGUUGUGUGCCCCCUUUACUGCUCUAGGUUUUGCACAGAUUCAUGAAAGCGGUUCAAGACGAUAUCGAGGUUGAUACGGCCCUAGCCCUAGUAUGUGAGCGUUGUGAGUGUUCUUCGUGUGCUAGAGUUCCUGUCACGAGGGCAAGUAGGGCGCAUAUGACAAAUGUUUUCUGGUUAUAAACGGACCACGUUAGCGCUUGUUUAAACGUUCCCGAGGACCAAGACCAAUUCGAUUCAGGUGGUAUUCGGACCAGUAUCUUGCGGUCUUCCAAGUCAGUAUUCCAGACCCCUGUCGACCUUGUAGUCGGAUGUACACGUCUUAAGUAGGUCACAGCAACGACUAAUGGUUACAGUCUGUGGCUUCCAUAUACGAGCAACUACAGUCAACGAUUAGCGCCCUCUACUAUCUCUUCAGAAAAUGUCUUCGUUGAGCAAGUGCGUCCAUCUUUUUCCCCCAGUGUGUACGCAUACAUGGAUAUCGACCCAGUUCAAACCAAUAUUGAUCCCAAUACGGCCUCAGAGGUCAAAAUUUGUGAACGUUUUUCUGCCAGUGAUUCUGAUAUUACUAUCCGAUCAUCUGAUGGUGUUCUUUUUCGAGUUCACCGAAAAAAUCUCACAAUGCAUUCAGAGAUCUUUCCCGGAGAGGAGCUGGAGGCAAAAGAUGAUGUGGACUUAGAUGAGAGCUCUGCCGUGCUGGAGCUCCUCUUCCAAUUUAUGUACAGACAGGCACAACCGAAACUCUCCGAGACCUCAUUUUCUGUCUUGGAAUCUUUGGCUAAUGCAGUGGAAAAAUAUCGGGUCUUUCCUGGCAUCGAAGUAUGUAGAAUGCACAUGAAAGCCAACGCUGGUAUGUCACCUUUGAAAGUGAUUAAAUAUGCAGUGAAGCACGGUUAUCAUGAUGUUUGCGACGCCGCUGCCCCCAAAUCUCUAAAUGCAUCAUUAUCUGAAGCCCGCGAAUGCUUGGAUAUGUCAUGCCUGGUAGCUUGGAUGAUUUACCGGGACAGUGUAAUGAGCGCUCUUCAUCGUUCCCCCGGCAUAGUUAUGCACCGUGGAGGGAAGAAAACAUGCAGUGCUUGGGAUGAGUUUUAUGCACAUUCCAUCUCGGCUUUUGCGGGACGUCCUGCACAGGUCUUUGAUUACGCUCGGAUUAUUGGACAUUGGAAGCUGAGGUUGAGUGACUGUCACUGGUGCCUUCAGCGAGCUGGGCAAUGGGAAGCUACAAUACAAGCUAAUCUCUCCAGGGUCCCGAAAAUCAGUUCUUUGAUAACACUGUAGACGCUUUAUCCGUGACUCGAUUUUUGUUGAAUUAAUGCAUCCAAGAAACAUUUAU